Cheilinus undulatus (humphead wrasse) is the source of this 2708-nucleotide messenger RNA. RefSeq names its product sodium-dependent neutral amino acid transporter SLC6A17-like. Lineage: Eukaryota; Metazoa; Chordata; Actinopteri; Labriformes; Labridae. Gene Ontology annotation, biological process: proline transport; glycine transport; alanine transport. Gene Ontology annotation, cellular component: plasma membrane; synaptic vesicle. The transcript has 12 exons. Bases 307 to 2529 code for a protein of 740 amino acids. The record is from RefSeq and is a predicted model, not a curated record.
UGUGCCACACGGAUGGACCCAUUCCUCUCUGCAAAUUGUCUCCAGAAUAACUACUGGAUAUCGUUGACCGCUGCUGAUCAGGGAGAGAAACAUAUUUUUAAACAUUGUUCCACUUUGCAUCUCUUUUCUGGAAGGGAAACCGGCGCGGCCUGAGACCACACACCUCUUCAACAACUCCCUAAAACUACCUCCACCCAUCCCUCCUCCUCUCUGUCUGUAUCACCUCCUCCUUCUUUUUUCUGCCAGUCUCUGUCUCGCUCUCUCUUUCUCUGUUCUCCACCCCUGUCCCCCCCCUCCCCGACCCUGAUGCCUAAGAACAGCAAAGUGACGCAGCGUGAGCAGAGCCAUGAGCACGUCACAGAGUCGGUGGCUGACCUGCUCGCACACGAGGAGCCGCUCGACUACAAAAACAGUUCCCUGAACGUUGGAGGGGCUGCUGGGAAGAAAGUCCCGCAGAUUGAGGUGCCUGAGAACGACGGACGCCCCGCAUGGAACAGCAAACUGCAGUACAUUCUGGCCCAGGUGGGCUUCUCUGUGGGCCUGGGGAAUGUGUGGAGGUUCCCUUAUCUGUGCCAGAAGAACGGAGGAGGUGCCUAUCUGGUCCCCUACUUCAUCCUCCUCCUCAUAAUUGGCAUCCCUCUCUUCUUCUUGGAGCUCGCUGUGGGUCAGAAGAUCCGACGUGGGAGCAUUGGGGUCUGGAACUACGUGUGCCCAAGUCUCGGUGGAAUCGGAGUGUCCAGUCUGAUGGUGUGUGGCUUUGUGGGGCUCUACUAUAAUGUUAUCAUUGGCUGGAGCAUCUUCUAUUUCUUCCAGUCCUUCCAGUAUCCUCUCCCAUGGAGCGAAUGUCCAAUCAGAAAGAACGGGACACUGGCCAUUGUGGAGCCAGAAUGUGACAAAAGUUCAGCUACUACUUAUUUCUGGUACCGUCAGACUCUGAACACCACCAGCACCAUUGCAGAGAGUGGCGGCCUCAACAUCAAGAUGACGCUGUCUCUGCUGGUGGCCUGGAUCAUCGUGUGCCUUGCUGUUAUCAAAGGAAUCGCCUCCUCUGGGAAGGUGAUGUACUUCAGCUCUCUUUUCCCCUAUGUGGUGCUGUUUUGUUUCCUGGUCCGAGGAUUAAUGUUGAAGGGAUCAGUGGAUGGUAUUGCUCACAUGUUCACACCCAAGUUGGAGAAGAUGCUGGAGCCACAGGUCUGGAGGGAAGCAGCCACCCAGGUGUUCUUCGCCUUGGGUCUGGGCUUUGGAGGGGUCAUCGCCUUCUCCAGUUACAACAAGAUCGAUAACAACUGUCACUUUGAUGCAGUGCUCGUCUCUUUCAUCAACUUCCUCACCUCCAUCCUGGCCACGCUGGUGGUGUUUGCUGUGCUGGGCUUCAAGGCAAACAUUAUGAAUGAAAAGUGUGUUGUAGAAAAUGCAGAGAAAAUCCUGGGAUACCUCAACUCUAAUGUCCUGAGCCAUGAUCUCAUCCCUCCACAUGUGAACUUCUCCCAUCUGACCACAUCAGACUACGCAGAGAUGUACGGGGUUAUCAAGACGGUAAAAGAGGACAACUUUGCUCAGCUGGGUCUGGAGCCUUGUCUGCUGGAGGACGAGCUCAACAAGGCUGUCCAGGGCACCGGUCUGGCCUUUAUUGCCUUCACUGAAGCCAUGACUCAUUUCCCAGCAUCACCUUUCUGGUCUGUCAUGUUCUUCUUCAUGCUCAUCAACCUGGGCUUAGGCAGCAUGAUCGGCACCAUGACAGGCAUCACGACACCUGUGCUUGAUGCAUAUAAGGUGCAGAAGGAGCUUUUCACAGUGGGUUGCUGCAUUGUUGCAUUCCUGUGUGGGCUGUUGUUUGUUCAACGCUCAGGGAACUAUUUUGUCACUAUGUUUGAUGAUUACUCUGCCGGACUGCCCCUGACUGUGGUGGUCAUCCUGGAAAAUUUGUCCGUUGCUUGGGUCUAUGGAACAAAAAGGUUCAUGCAGGAUCUAGAGGACAUGCUGGGUUUCCGACCGUGUAAGAUUUAUUUCUACUUGUGGAAGUACGUCUCCCCUCUGUGUCUAAUUGUGCUCAUCUCAGCCACUGUCAUAGAGAUGGCCAUCAGUCCACCAGGGUACAAUGCCUGGGUCCAAGAGCUGGCUCAGGAGCGUUUCCAGAGUUACCCCCCUUGGGCCCUCGCCAUGUGCUUCGCCCUCAUCAUUGUGGCCAUGCUUCCUCUGCCAAUUGUCUUCAUCGCCCGUCGAUUCAACCUGAUCUCAGACGGCUCCAACAAGCUGUCCGUCUCCUACCGUAAAAGCAUGAUGAAGGACAUCUCUAACCUGGAGGAACAGGACGAGUCCAGAUUCAUCCUCGGCGCUAAGCCUGGCGAUGCGCCAUCAUCAGGUGUGGCACGUAAAUCUUACCUAACACCAGGAGGGAACAAACCCCAACUAGACCCUAACUCCCUGUCACCUAAUAGCUGCUAUGGUACGGGCUACCAGAAUGCCGCCAUCAGCCCCACCACACCAAGUACACCAACCACACCUGUCACACCUGAGUCUGACUCUUGACUGCUUUUCUCACCCUCUUUAACACCCAGCUCUGUAGCACAGUUUACAUUUCAGCCAUUAAGUCUCCACCAGGGGUCACUGCAGUGCAGAGAAUCCCCUCCACUGCUCAUCAAACACCACAAAACUGUAUAUAUUACCAGUCUGAUUGCACUCUUCCCAUUAUAGCACCAUUAACUACU